Glarea lozoyensis ATCC 20868 is the source of this 1680-nucleotide messenger RNA. RefSeq names its product Concanavalin A-like lectins/glucanase. The record is from RefSeq and is a predicted model, not a curated record. The transcript has 4 exons. The coding region runs from base 1 to 1680 and encodes 559 amino acids. Gene Ontology annotation, molecular function: glutamic-type endopeptidase activity. Gene Ontology annotation, biological process: proteolysis. Lineage: Eukaryota; Fungi; Ascomycota; Leotiomycetes; Helotiales; Helotiaceae.
AUGGGAGUUUCACUAUCAACAGCCCGCUGGCUCGCACCUCUCUCCUUCGGAAUCGACUUCGCAGCACAACAAUAUGGAUUACUAUCUACACCAAGCAUGAAAGAUGUCCACGAUGCGAACCUCUCCUUCUGGUCUCCCCAGCCAUUCUUCAUCGGAGGAUUCUUCUUUCCGCAACAAUUGAUCCAGUUGGCAUGGUUAUAUCGCUUAUACAAGCUUGACCCAAGAAAAUCCGACAAGGACCGCAAGGAGGUGGAAACUAUCGUUGAUUUUGUACCGUAUUAUGCUGUCGGGAAUUUGUGCAUUGCUACAUGGAUGGUAUUCUGGAACUCCUCCAACCUCAAAACCUCCAACAUCUUCGUCGUAAUCAACUCCUUAACCCAACUCUACUACAUCUUCGCUCGCCAACCUCCUAUGAACACCAAAUCCACCUCCUCAGUCCUCACGCAUAUCGUCUCCAAAACCUUCGCCGGAAUCGGUGUUCUAGAUCUUUUACACAACGGCUCCGUCGCGUAUUUCAACCACGAAGGCCCAUCUAUGGCGGUCAAAGUCGUGACGGGUUUGAUCUUUGGAGGCCUGGCGAGCGGAAGCGAUUGGAUCUUUGGAGGGUGUUUGGUGUAUGAUCUUAUUGCGUUGACGGUGGGACAGAGGCAGAUUGGUCAGGCGGGGUGGAGUAAUCUGCUGGGUGUGUUUGCGGUCGCAACGGCGGGGAUUGUUACGGCGAAGAAUUGGAUUAGACCACCGUAUGUUAAGCAUGAUGUUGUUGGAUAUGAAGAGGUCACUUCUACUGAGGAUAUUCACCAAACGAUGAAGUUUCCCUUGCAUCUCCUCCUCCUAACCCUUACCAUCCUCAGUGCAUCCACAACCGUCACCUCCUCCAAACUCCCUCCUCCCAAACACCCCUCCAUCAAACUAUCAUCCCAAGACGCCCCCCAGUACGCCUCAGAAGAAUACCCCGCCGCCUGGAUCGGCCACAUUCUCUACCCUCCCCUCCCAACCGACAUCUUCACCUGGGUCUUCGGCUCCUUCGUCGUCCCCAACGUAACCGCCUUCCCUUACGGCGCCGACGGCCACAACCUCCUCUUCGCCUGGGUCGGUCUCGACAACGGUCCGCAGAUCGUGCAGGCGGGGAUUUAUUUCUCGAUUCACAAACGUGGCAAUGGAACGUCUGUUACUAGUGUUGGGUUCGCGGAGUGGCUGCCAGAUUUCGCGGAGAAGGAUGAUAACCAAGAGUUUCCGUUCGAGGUGGUUGAUCAAGUUACGGUGCUAGUACAAGUUGAGAGUCCCGUGACAGCGACAUGUACACUUGGGAAUGUUCGCACUGGAAAGCAGUGGGUGAAGACGAUUAAGGCACCGGAUGCGGGGAGCUGGGUUAGGGGAGCGCAGGUGGAGUGGGUUGUUGAGGAGCAGAUCCCGCCUGGGAUGCAAGUCGCGGAUUUCAAAAUGUUCAAGUGGUCGAAUUGUAGGGCGGGGAUUGCUGGUAGGAAGGGAUACGUGGAUUUGGAGAAUGCGAUGCCGCGGAAUGAUAGGGUUGGGGGGUCGAUUAGGACGGCUGUUGUUAAGAAGGGGAGGGGCGAGUUUGAUGUUGUGUUUAAGAAAUUGGGGUGCCUGUUGAUCCUAUUGGGGAGGUUGUUGGCGCUUUUGGAUAGGGAGGUGGGGGCUUGGUUGGAGUUUCUUCAAUGA